GCCCGCUCCUCUCCCGGCUCGCCAACUCCGGGCCCCAGCCGCGGGCGGGCGCGCUGCGGGCGGACAGCAUGCUGAGCCUCCUCGUCUGGAUCCUCACUCUCUCCGACACUUUCUCCCAAGGGACCCAGACCCGCUUCAGCCAGGAGCCAGCCGACCAGACCGUGGUGGCCGGGCAGCGUGCCGUGCUGCCGUGUGUGCUGCUCAACUACUCCGGCAUCGUGCAAUGGACCAAGGACGGACUGGCCCUGGGCAUGGGCCAGGGCCUCAAAGCCUGGCCGCGGUACCGGGUCGUGGGCUCUGCCGACUCGGGGCAGUACAACCUGGAGAUCGCAGACGCCGAGCUGUCUGACGACGCUGCCUACGAGUGCCAGGCCACGGAGGCCGCCCUGCGCUCCCGGAGGGCCAAGCUCACCGUGCUCAUCCCGCCGGAGGACACCAGGAUUGACGGAGGCCCUGUGAUCCUGCUGCAGGCAGGCACUCCCCACAACCUCACGUGCCGUGCCUUCAACGCCAAGCCUGCCGCCACCAUCAUCUGGUUCCGGGACGGGACGCAGCAGGAAGGCGCUGUGGCCAGCACGGAGCUGCUCAAGGAUGGGAAGCGGGAGACAACCGUCAGCCAGCUGCUCAUUAACCCCACGGACCUGGACAUCGGGCGCGUCUUCACGUGCCGCAGCGUGAACGAGGCCAUCCCAAGCGGCAAGGAGACGUCCAUUGAGCUCGACGUGCACCAUCCUCCUACCGUGACCCUGUCCAUCGAGCCACAGACAGUGCAGGAGGGCGAGCGCGUCGUCUUCACGUGCCAGGCUACUGCCAACCCCGAGAUCCUGGGCUACAGGUGGGCCAAGGGGGGCUUCCUAAUUGAGGACGCCCAUGAGAGUCGCUAUGAGACCAAUGUGGAUUACUCCUUCUUUACGGAGCCUGUGUCCUGCGAGGUCCACAACAAAGUGGGGAGCACCAACGUCAGCACUUUAGUGAACGUCCACUUUGCCCCCCGCAUCGUAGUGGACCCCAAGCCUACGACCACAGACAUUGGAUCUGAUGUGACCCUCACCUGUGUCUGGGUUGGGAAUCCCCCUCUCACCCUCACCUGGACCAAGAAGGACUCCAACAUGGUCCUGAGUAACAGUAACCAGCUGCUGCUGAAGUCUGUGACCCAGGCUGAUGCGGGCACCUACACCUGCCGGGCCAUCGUGCCUCGCAUCGGGGUGGCUGAGCGGGAGGUGCCGCUGUAUGUGAACGGUCCCCCCAUCAUCUCCAGCGAGGCCGUGCAGUACGCUGUUAGGGGUGAUGGUGGCAAAGUGGAGUGUUUCAUCGGGAGCACCCCACCCCCAGACCGCAUCGCUUGGGCGUGGAAGGAGAACUUCCUGGAGGUGGGGACCCUGGAGCGCUAUACGGUGGAAAGAACCAACUCGGGCAGCGGCGUGCUGUCCACACUCACCAUCAACAACGUCAUGGAGGCCGACUUCCAGACACAUUACAACUGCACUGCCUGGAACAGCUUCGGGCCGGGCACGGCCAUCAUCCAGCUGGAAGAGCGAGAGGUGCUCCCUGUGGGCAUCAUCGCCGGGGCCACCAUCGGCGCGGGCAUCCUGCUCAUCUUCUUCUUCAUCGCCUUGGCGUUCUUCCUCUACCGACGCCGCAAAGGCAGUCGCAAGGACGUGACCCUGAGGAAGCUGGACAUCAAGGUGGAGACAGUGAACCGAGAGCCCCUCACGAUGCAUUCUGACCGCGAGGACGACACUGCCAGCGUCUCCACGGCCACCCGGGUCAUGAAGGCCAUCUACUCGUCCUUUAAGGAUGAUGUGGAUCUGAAGCAGGACCUGCGCUGUGACACCAUCGACACCCGGGAGGAGUACGAGAUGAAGGACCCCACCAAUGGCUACUACAACGUGCGUGCCCAUGAAGACCGGCCAUCCUCCAGGGCCGUGCUCUAUGCUGACUACCGUGCCCCCGGCCCUGCCCGCUUUGACGGCCGUCCCUCAUCCCGGCUCUCCCACUCCAGUGGCUAUGCCCAACUCAACACCUAUAGCCGGGCACCCGCCUCUGACUACGGCCCUGAGCCCACCCCCGCUGGCCCUGCCGCCCCAGCUGGCACCGACACAACCAGCCAGCUGUCCUAUGAGAACUAUGAGAAGUUCAACUCCCACCCUUUCCCUGGGGCAGCCGGGUACCCUACCUACCGGCUGGGCUACCCUCAGGCUCCCCCCUCUGGCUUGGAGCGGACCCCGUAUGAGGCGUACGAUCCCAUUGGCAAGUACGCCACGGCCACUCGGUUCUCCUACACCUCCCAGCAUUCGGACUACGGCCAGCGAUUCCAGCAGCGCAUGCAGACUCACGUGUAGGGACCCUGAGCCCGGCUGGGGCAUCUCUGCGGGGCAGAGGAGGCCUUCACAGCUGUUCCCUGAUAUUCAGGGGCGUUGCUCGUCGCUCCCUGCUCGGACCAGCCUUCCUCCUCCCGCGUGGCAGGUGGGGAGCAGGUCUCCCGGCAACACCACAUCCUGAGGAUGGUGCUCCGUGCUCGCCCUGGCCUCCCAGGCCUGCUCUUCCCUCUUCUUGAGGAAGUGUCUCUUCUGACCUGUGCUCUGUCCAGGCUCCCGCUCGGCAACAGGGAAGGAGAAGGCUGGGGAGAGCUGAGGGGGCACUUUUUAGCAUUCCUUUUCCGUCCUGCCCCUCUGGUCACCUGUGGGUGGAAAAAGGGGUACACAGCGGGGGAAGACAGAGUUUGGCAAAGAGGACGUGAAGGAUGGGAGUGCUAGGGCACAGGCAGGUGGGAACUAGGAUGCCCCUGCCAGUCCCUCUGUUGUUUGCAUUCAAGCCCAGAGUGCAUCUCUUCCCACCUUAGGGGACUGCAAAAGGGAACCUCGGAUUCACUUAGCUCCUGUUGCUAAAACAGCCCUGAGUUCAAGUCUAGCCUUCGUGUAGCUGAGGCCAAAAUGCCAGGUGCCCUGGCCUCCUGUGGGGAACACCUCCGUCAGCGAGCAGAGGGCUCCAGGAGUCCCUGGCAACCCUGCUCCCUUUCCUGUUCUACCCUGGGGCUAGCAGGAUGAGUCUGUCUUCACGGAAAGAAAGGGCAGGACCAGCUCCUGAGCUGUGACCAGCCAGCGGGGGGGACUGCUGUGGCUUGCAGAGCUGUCUCCAGCAGCGACACUAGGGGAGCCCCCUCCCACCCCUUUUCUCUCCUCAGGCAACCCCACUUCCUGGCUUUUAACUCUUGAGCCUGCCUGGGAUCUGGUGGGGUGGGGUGCUACAUUAUAGGAUGUUUUUCAAAGAUAACCUCAUUUGGAAAAAUGAACAAUGAAAACCUCAUUUGGAAAACGGACAAAAAAAACUGUAGGGAUCUCCCCCCUCCCAAAUACAAAGUCCCAGUGGCACGGAAAGGGGGCACCUGUACUCCGCCAGGUUCCUAACUUCCUCCAUUACUCUUUGCGUCUCAAGCACUUUGACCCAUUUUUUACACAUUCAGGUGGUGAGGCCUGUCGCAGAGGCGAGCGCUGUUUGGGUGAAGGACCCCUGCUCUCUGCCUCUGCCAACCUCCCCAGGACCCUACUAGCUGGUCAGGAUACGGGAGGUGUUGAGGCAGGCUUCAGUUUGAGUGUCUGUGUUUUAUGUUGUUGUUUUUGGACCAAUCAGAUUCCUUCUUCCACUGUCAGUGCCUUGAGUGUCCAGCUAUGGAUGACCAGCCCUGCAGGGGGCAGGUGUGUGGGGAGUGGGUAUUUGUGAACCAGAGAUGUGCUGUCAAAGUGUUCAUAGUAAUAGGG
Messenger RNA from Ochotona curzoniae (black-lipped pika), 3758 nucleotides. It is a transcript of the gene KIRREL1, whose product is annotated as kirre like nephrin family adhesion molecule 1. The record is from RefSeq and is a predicted model, not a curated record. Lineage: Eukaryota; Metazoa; Chordata; Mammalia; Lagomorpha; Ochotonidae. Gene Ontology annotation, biological process: cell-cell adhesion. Bases 69 to 2342 code for a protein of 757 amino acids. Gene Ontology annotation, molecular function: cell adhesion molecule binding. The transcript has 15 exons. Gene Ontology annotation, cellular component: cell-cell junction.